Messenger RNA from Rattus rattus (black rat), 3124 nucleotides. RefSeq names its product cell cycle associated protein 1 (gene Caprin1). The transcript is spliced from 19 exons. Gene Ontology annotation, molecular function: RNA binding. NCBI's taxonomy places the organism in Eukaryota, Metazoa, Chordata, Mammalia, Rodentia, Muridae. Bases 173 to 2296 code for a protein of 707 amino acids. Gene Ontology annotation, cellular component: cytoplasm. The record is from RefSeq and is a predicted model, not a curated record.
UGGCCAAGUCCCUCCCGCGCCGGCUCUUGUCCCACUAGGAGCAGCUCAGUGCAGCGGGGACAGGGCGAAGCGGUCUGCGCCCACGGAGCGCACGUUUCUGUUCGCAACGCAGCGCUACCCUUGCCCCCCUCGGCUGCCCACUCCAGACGUCCAACGGCUCAGCGCGCGCACGAUGCCCUCGGCCACCAGCCACAGCGGAAGCGGCAGCAAAUCGUCGGGACCGCCGCCGCCGUCCGGUUCCUCCGGGAGUGAGGCGGCGGCCGGGGCAGCUGCGCCGGCUUCUCAGCAUCCGGCAACCGGCACCGGCGCGGUCCAGACCGAGGCCAUGAAGCAGAUUCUCGGCGUAAUCGACAAGAAACUUCGGAACCUUGAGAAGAAAAAGGGUAAACUUGAUGAUUACCAGGAGCGAAUGAAUAAAGGGGAAAGGCUCAAUCAAGACCAGCUGGAUGCCGUAUCUAAGUACCAGGAAGUCACAAAUAAUUUGGAGUUUGCAAAGGAAUUACAGAGAAGUUUCAUGGCAUUAAGUCAGGAUAUUCAGAAAACAAUAAAGAAGACAGCACGUCGGGAGCAGCUUAUGAGAGAAGAAGCAGAACAGAAGCGCUUAAAAACUGUACUUGAGUUACAGUAUGUAUUGGAUAAGCUGGGAGAUGAUGAUGUGAGAACGGAUCUGAAGCAAGGGCUGAGUGGAGUGCCAAUAUUGUCUGAAGAGGAGUUGUCAUUGUUGGAUGAAUUCUACAAGCUAGUAGACCCCGAGCGGGACAUGAGUUUAAGGUUAAAUGAGCAGUAUGAACAUGCCUCCAUUCACUUGUGGGAUUUGCUGGAAGGGAAAGAAAAGCCUGUAUGUGGAACAACCUAUAAAGCUCUAAAGGAAAUUGUCGAGCGUGUUUUUCAGUCAAACUACUUUGACAGCACUCACAAUCAUCAAAAUGGAUUGUGUGAGGAGGAAGAGGCAGCUUCAGCACCUAUAGUGGAAGACCAGGUAGCUGAAGCUGAACCUGAACCAACGGAAGAAUACACAGAGCAAAGUGAGGUUGAGUCAACAGAGUAUGUCAAUAGGCAGUUCAUGGCGGAAACACAGUUCAGCAGUGGUGAGAAGGAGCAAGUGGAUGAGUGGGCAGUUGAAACAGUUGAGGUGGUAAACUCACUCCAGCAGCAACCUCAGGCUGCAUCUCCUUCAGUACCAGAGCCCCACUCUCUGACUCCAGUGGCUCAAUCAGAUCCACUUGUGAGAAGACAGCGAGUACAAGAUCUUAUGGCACAAAUGCAAGGGCCCUAUAAUUUCAUACAGGAUUCAAUGUUGGAUUUUGAAAAUCAGACGCUUGAUCCUGCCAUUGUAUCAGCACAACCUAUGAACCCUACCCAAAACAUGGAUAUGCCUCAGCUGGUUUGCCCUCAGGUUCAUUCUGAAUCUAGACUUGCCCAAUCUAAUCAAGUUCCUGUACAACCAGAAGCCACACAGGUUCCUUUGGUCUCAUCCACAAGCGAGGGGUACACUGCGUCUCAGCCCCUGUACCAGCCGUCUCAUGCUGCAGAGCAGCGGCCACAAAAGGAGCCCAUUGAUCAGAUUCAGGCAACAAUAUCUUUAAAUACAGAGCAGACUACAGCAUCAUCAUCCCUUCCUGCUGCUUCUCAGCCUCAAGUGUUCCAGGCUGGGGCAAGUAAACCUUUGCAUAGCAGUGGAAUCAAUGUAAAUGCAGCUCCAUUCCAAUCCAUGCAAACGGUGUUUAAUAUGAAUGCCCCAGUUCCUCCUGUUAAUGAACCAGAAACUUUAAAACAACAGAGUCAGUACCAGGCCAGUUAUAACCAGAGCUUUUCCAGUCAGCCUCACCAAGUGGAACAAACAGAGCUUCAACAAGACCAGCUGCAAACUGUGGUUGGCACUUACCAUGGAUCCCAGGACCAGCCUCAUCAAGUGCCUGGUAACCACCAGCAGCCCCCCCAGCAGAGCACCGGCUUUCCACGUAGCAGUCAGCCUUAUUACAACAGUCGCGGUGUAUCUCGAGGAGGGUCUCGUGGUGCCAGAGGCUUGAUGAAUGGAUACAGGGGCCCUGCCAAUGGAUUUAGAGGAGGAUAUGAUGGUUACCGCUCUUCAUUCUCCAACACUCCAAACAGUGGCUAUACACAGUCUCAGUUCAAUGCUCCCCGGGACUACUCUGGCUACCAGCGGGAUGGAUAUCAGCAGAAUUUCAAGCGAGGCUCUGGGCAGAGUGGACCACGGGGAGCCCCACGAGGUCGUGGAGGGCCCCCAAGACCCAACAGAGGGAUGCCGCAAAUGAACACUCAGCAAGUGAAUUAAUGUGAUACACAGGAUUAUGUUUAAUCGCCAAAAACACACUGGCCAGUGUACCAUAAUAUGUUACCAGAAGAGUUAUUAUCUAUUUGUUCUCCCUUUCAGGAAACUUAUUGUAAAGGGACUGUUUUCAUCCCAUAAAGACAGGACUGCAAUUGUCAGCUUCAUAUUACCUGGAAAUGGAAGGAACUAUUCUUACUCUGCAUGUUCUGUCCUAAGCGUCAUCUUGAGCCUUGCACACGAUACUCAGAUUCCUCACCCUUGCUUAGGAGUAAAACAUUAUAUACUUAUGGGGUGAUAAUAUCUCCAUAGUUAGUUGAAGUGGCUUGGAAAAAAAUGCAAGAUUGACUUUUUGACAUUGGAUAAAAUUUACAAUCAGCCCUAGAAUUAUUCAAUGGUAAUUGACAAAGUUUAAAGCAUUUUCCUUGAAAGGAAGAUGGAAGGAGUGGAGUGUGGUUUAGCAAAACAACUGCAUUUCACAGCUUUUCCCAUUAAAUUGGAGCACGGACAGAUUAGAAGCAUACCAAAUUAUGCAUGGGUUCUAAUCACACAAGUGAGGCUGGCUUACACCAGCCCUGUCAUAGCACUCACUAGUCUUCUGGCCAAACGACUGUGAUUGAAAACACAUGUAAAUUGCUCUUUACUAGUGGAUACUGUGUAAGACAAAGCCCAGAUGCAAAUCAGGCUUUGACUGACUCUUCUGGAAGAUAUGCAUCAAAUAUGGGGUAUAAUCUGGAUGGGCUGCCUCUGUGCUCAAUGUGAAUUAUUUAGAUACCUUUUGAACACUUUAACAGUUUCUCUGAAACAAUGACUUACAUGAGGAUUGGUCCUCAC